This is a messenger RNA of Cuscuta campestris, 2654 nucleotides long. NCBI's taxonomy places the organism in Eukaryota, Viridiplantae, Streptophyta, Magnoliopsida, Solanales, Convolvulaceae. The record is from the annotation of a GenBank genome assembly.
CGUAUGAAUUUUCCAGCUUCCCAAAUUCCAAAACCCUCUCUAUUUUUCAUCCGAGCUUUUCCUUCCACACCCGCUUUCCGCCGCCAUUCAUGCCUUCUUCGAAAAGUUUAUAAUCUUCAUACCCAUGCAUAGAUUUAAUACUCAAUAAUCUCCACAUAUAUCAGAUUUUAGGGCUCGCAUACAAGUCUGCAGGCGAUUAAACGCGGAAAACCCUUCUGAUUCGUUCCGGUGAGGUUGGCGAGUAGAAAGUCAGGGCGGAUGGCAGGAGGUAUUUCAUCCAAGGCGAAAGGGAACGUUCCCGGUGUCAGGAUCGUCGUCGCCGGUGAUCCUAAGACCGGUAAAUCCAGUUUAAUUCUGACGGCCGCUACUGAGUCCUUUCCGGCCAGUGUCCCCGCUGUAUUGCCCCCUACACGGCUUCCCGAUGACCUCUUCCCCGACCGUGUUCCUGUUACCAUCAUCGAUACAUCGUCCAGGACAGAAAACAGAAAUAAACUUUUUGAGGAAAUGAAGAGAGCUGAUGCGGUCGUGCUAACGUAUGCAUGCGAUAAGCCUGCUACCCUUGAUCGGUUGAGCACAUACUGGCUGCCUGAACUUCGUAGAUUAGAGGUCAAGGCCCCUGUCAUUGUUGUGGGUUGUAUGCUUGACAUGAGGGAUGAUCAGCAGGCUAUUAGUUUGGAGCAGGUUAUGUUGCCCAUAAUGCAACAAUUCAGGGAGAUCGAAACAUGUAUUGAGUGCUCUGCAUACAAACUAAUUCAGGUUUCUGAAGUUUUCUACUACGGACAAAAGACUGUUCUGCACCCAACUGCUCCACUGUUUGAUCAGGAAGCUCAAACUUUAAGACCAAGAUGUGUGAGAGCUUUGAAACGAAUUUUCAUUCUUUGCGACCAUGAUAGGGAUGGAGCCCUUAAUGAUGCUGAGUUGAAUAACUUUCAGGUCAAAUGUUUCAAUGCUCCAUUGCAACCUUCAGAAAUAAUGGGGGUUAAGAAAGUGGUGCAAGAUCAAAUGCCUGAAGGAGUCAACAGUCGUGGUCUUACGUUGACAGGUUUUCUCUUUCUCCAUGCCUUGUUUAUUGAAAAAGGACGCUUGGAGACAACCUGGACUGUACUGCGCAAAUAUGGAUACAACAAUGAUAUCAGACUUAACGAGGAUCAACUUCCUCCUCCCAUUAAAAGGCAUCCAGACCAGAGCGUCGAAUUGACAGAUGAGGCUGCGGAGUUUCUCAAGAAUGUUUUUGUCACAUUUGACGAUGAUGAAGAUGGAGCUCUUCAAUCCAGUGAUCUUGAUAAUAUGUUUUCAGUGGCACCUGAAAAUCCCUGGAGUGAAGCUCCAUACAAAGAUGCGGCCGAGAAGGAUGCUUUGGGAGGACUCUCACUUGAUGGGUUUAUAUCACUGUGGAAUCUCAUGACACUUCUUGAUCCAAUGGCUGCGGUGGAACAUAUUAUAUACCUUGGAUAUGCAGGUGAUCCUUCAUCUGCUAUCCGUGUCACUCGAAGAAGGCGCUUAGAUCGGAAGAAGCAGCACUCAGAUAGAAAUGUGUACCAGUGUUUUGUUUUUGGGCCAAAAAAAGGAGGAAAAUCUGCAAUUUUGAAUUCCUUUGUUGGAAGGCCUUUCUCCGAAGAAUACGAAUCAAAUGCUGAUGACAGAUACACAGUUAAUGCAGUCCGUCUGCCUGGGGGUGGUAAGAAAACUCUAGUCUUGCAUGAGGUUCCCAAUGAUGGUGUGCAAAAGCUUCUCUCUGCAAAAGAUGCUUUAGCCGCAUGUGACGUUGCAAUAUUUGUCCAUGACAGUUCUAGUGAGCCCUCGUGGAAGAGAGCAUCUGAAUUGCUUGUAGAAGUUGCUAGUAAUGGGGAGGCCACUGGCUAUGAGAUCCCUUGUCUCAUUGUGGCAGCUAAAGAUGACCUUGACCCUUAUUUGACUGAAAUACAAGAUUCAACAAGGGUUAGCCAGGAUAUGGGCAUCGAAGCUCCCAUACCAAUAAGUGCGAAGCUUGGUGAUUUCAGUAAUUUGUUCCAAAGGAUUGUGAAUGCAGCUGAGCGUCCGCAUCUGAGCAUUCCGGAAACUGAAGCUGGCAGAAGUAGGAAGCAGUAUCACAGGCUUGUCAACCGCUCUCUCAUGUUUGUGUCUGUCGGGGCGGCAGUAGCUGUUGUAGGCCUUGCUGCUUACCGCGUUUAUGCUGCUAGGAAGAGCAGUGGCCACUCUAGCUGAUGAAAAGGCGGAAGGGGGCGAUGGAUAAUGUAACUUCAAACUCUGCUGCUGUUCUUCACCCAUGAUUCUUUGCUGUGAAACUUUCAUAAUCAGAUCUGACAUUCUAUACAGUUCCCCUUUUUCUAGCAGGCUUCAAUUUGGUUGCUUGCCCUUUUCUAGCCUGCAGGUAGAAGAUUGUGAAAUCAAUGCAUGUUUGUGUUGGCUUUUUCCUAUGAAAAAAAUAGAAUCUUUGUGAUAGAUGUUUAAUCCACUGAAAUUAUGACCUAAUAUAGCAAGAACAAUGAAUCUCAAGAAUAUUGAGAUGACAUGAAUAAAGCUUGGGUACACCAAAUUCUACCCCGGCUUGUACGCUAGUCUUUCCUGUACCUCGCACAUCUUACUUAUUCUCAAUUUUUUUUUAAAUCUACACCAAGAGAUGUGUGUGAGGAGAUGACUAGGGUACAAGUUUG